Molecule: messenger RNA, 1781 nt
Organism: Aspergillus ochraceoroseus IBT 24754
Lineage: Eukaryota; Fungi; Ascomycota; Eurotiomycetes; Eurotiales; Aspergillaceae
Product: DUF2841 domain-containing protein
Exons: 9
Coding region: 33-1430 (465 amino acids)
Source: RefSeq, a predicted model, not a curated record
GUAAUUCUGGCAUUUCCGCGCCUUUAAGAGAGAUGUCUCCUGACCACGAUCCUCAGUCACCAUCAUCCAUCCUUGCGAGUCAACCGGCAUCUAUAUACUCCCCAUCUAUGUCUCACACUCCGAUAUCAAUGGAUGCGCCGCUGGACAGCUUAGCGUACCUGCAUUUCGCCUUGCUCUAUAUCGACGAAACUGGGAAACUACGAUUCGAAGCUUCUCCCUCGAUUGCGAAUAACUGUCAGACGAUUCUGUCACCAGAUGUAACGGACUCUUUUCUACGAGCGGUGGCAUUGUCCAACAAAGGAGAUACAACCAAGCUUCUUGAAUCUUCCGAGGGCAAGUUCGAAGACUCAAGGGGGAGGAGUCCACUCUCGCCAGAAUCACCGGACGCUCCGGGUAUCAGCCGUAGAGGCUCGAUUUUCCAACAUACAGACAGCCAGCAGUCAAAACGAAAACGGGUUUCCCACGAAUGCGUGGUACCCAUGAGCAUAACAUGCCAUCCGAAGACUAUGCUCCCUAUUCGGAACCAAAGCCUACUCCGACGAUACUAUGAGAAAGCUUUCGAGAGCCUGCAACAGAUCAACUGCCGCAUUUUAGCCAAAGCCUAUAUCAAGCUCGUUGAGCCUCGGAAACAAGUCAACUACCCUUAUAAUGGCCGCAAAAUCAUCUCAGGCUCUUCUCAGCAAUUCGAUCCCGAGAUGACGAAGCCUGCCUGGUGGCCUACAGGCGUUACUCACCGCGAACCAGAUCACCUACUGAAAGCUGAGAGAAUCCGUCUUCUUGUACACAUUCUCUGUGAGCUUCGCGAGAGCCACGCAAUCUGUGUCGAGAAAUUGAAAGAAGCCGAUCAAUCCAUCCGCCGACAAAUUUCCCCUGUCGAGCGUCUCCAGGUUCUUGAUGAGAUCUACCGUGUGCGUGAGGAAGAGGAAAGCUACCUCGAUGGCAGAACAGAUGGCCAGGCUGUUGUCUACAUGACAGAUGCCCAAGCAUCUCUUUGCUCCCCAACUGGCUCAAUGCUGAGAUCGGACUCCAUGUAUCGCAAAGAGAUUCCCGACCUAGAAUCUCACACCUCAGUUUUCCCAUCCUCUGGCAGCUCCCCUACCAGCGACAUCCACACAACCCGGAAAGCACAUUCGUCCCAGUCGCCCUCAGCUGCAGCCUGGGAUGCCGUCAGCAAGCGACCCACACCGGAUACUGCCACUCCAUACACGCUUGACCUCACCACUUCCGCCCUUUUCCCACACCAAGAACCCAGCACACCUCUAGAUGGACAAUCCUUUACCCUGAAAUACUACACAGAUCCGCACCUGGCUGCUCACCACCCGCUCCAGCCGGGUGUACAGGGACACUCACAGUCCCAAGCCUCCAUGCCUGUCAUGGGUCUAUCAGGCGCCGAUCUGGGUUGUACAAAUCCUUACUAUUUUAAUUAUUAGCGGUUCCUUUCUCCCUCCAUUUUUCUUCUUCACCUUCCUAUCCUUCUCCUCGGGGCUGUGCUUCGGACGUGUUUGAGUAUCGUUGAGAACCAGGUUCAAGCACGUCAGCCAUGGAAUUUACUGUACUUACUAUUUCCUCUCCUUUGAUUUCCUUUGUCUUUGUCUGCUUUCGGGUUCACUCCAAGGAGUCCUGGUGUACAUCUAACUAAUACAGCUAAUGGGAAAGGGGGUGGCAGGCGUCCAAGAUAGACAACUUUUACUGCUUCAUGUGUGGUACAUGGCAAGAGUACCUUAUCUAGCGAUAUGUACAAAGAUACCUAGUCUCAUAAUAAACAUCUUAUUGUCUACUUC